AAACAGGCUUCUGUGGGAUCGACCAAUCACACAAGGAGUACUGGAGCCCUUCCCCGCGUCUCUGAACAUGUGAAGUCUUGCCGCGAAUUUCAAGCAGAAAACUGUUUAGGCGCGCACGGAAACGUUUAGCUGGUCUUAGAGACUUUUAAAAAUAUAUAUAAAACAAAUCAAGUGGUUUGUUUAUUUAUUUAAAUAUUUUAUACGAUAAUGGCUACUCCUCCCAAGAGAUUUUGUUCAAGCCUCGACGCUGACCUCAGCUUCGAAAAAAGGGCAUUGAAGGUCUCAAUAGAGGGAAACAUUGCGGCAGGGAAGUCAACUUUAGUGCGCUUGCUAGAGCGGGCUUCAGAGGAAUGGGAAGUCAUACCAGAGCCCAUUGGGAAGUGGUGCAAUGUACAGACCACAGAGAAUGAGUAUGAGGAGCUCAGCACGUCCCAGAAGAGUGGAGGCAACCUGCUGCAGAUGUUAUAUGACAAGCCCAGUCGCUGGUCUUACACUUUCCAGACCUACGCCUGCCUGAGUCGUGUCCGUUCACAGCUUCAGCCUCCUUCUGCCAAACUUCAGCAGGCAGAGAAACCAGUACAGUUCUUUGAGCGUUCUGUCUAUAGUGAUCGAUAUGUGUUUGCCUCCAACCUCUUUGAGUCUGGAGAUCUGAAUGAGACCGAGUGGGCCAUCUACCAAGACUGGCAUUCGUGGCUCCUCACUCAGUUUGAGUCCCAGAUUGAGCUGGACGCCAUGAUCUAUCUUCGUGCUAAUCCAGAGAGGUGUAUGCAGCGUCUUCAGUUCCGAGGGCGAGAGGAGGAACAGGGGAUUCCACUGGACUACCUGGAGAAGCUGCAUUAUAAGCACGAGUGUUGGCUGUACAACCGAACCACAAAGUUGGAUUUUGAGUAUCUUAAAGACCUGCCAGUACUGGUCCUGGAUGUUAAUGAGGAUUUUAAAAAUGACAGAAUUAAGCAAGAAGGUGUAAUUGACAAGGUGAAGGAGUUUCUGAGCACCCUGUAGACUAAAUAUAAAUUGAUAAAUUGAUCUGUGUGAAUCAUGUAAACUGGUGAUUUCUCACUAGUAUUCUGGUUUUAUGUCUCUGGUCAUUUGAAUGAAUUUAUGAUUGUAUUUUAUUUUUAUUUUAGCUUUUUAAAUGUAAAUUUUUUUUAAAAUACUUAGCUUGUUGUACAUAUGUAUUUGGUUGUAUAAAAUUAAAACUUCAUUUAAAAAAAAAAAAAAAAAGAGAGAAGAUUUGAACUCUUCUGUAAUGGAAACUGAAGCAGGACAGGACAUCAAAUAUAAAGUGCAGGACAUUUUGGGACAAACAACAGUAAAAUUUUAAACCACUGGCUUUUAGUGCAGAGAUGAAUAUUUAUAUGAGUUUUAUCAUUAGGUCUGAAGACUAUCUAUAGGGGAAAAGAUGAAAGUUAAUAUUACAAGGUUAUUACAAAAAAACAAAAUUGAUUUACCAAACUGAAAAAGUUGUGGCAAUAAAUAAGAUCUCAAAAAAGCAUCUAGUUAUUAUAAAAUAACUAGAUGCUUUUUUGAGAUCUUAUUUAUUGCCACAACUUUGUUAACUUUCUUUCUGCUAGAAAUUGCUCUUCAUAAGUACAGUCUCUAAACUGACUUUUAAUAAUUUAAAAUAAUUUUUUUUCUAAAAAUUACAAACAAGUGGAAAGUUUGAGUAGAUAAAGAAAAUAUAAGGUUUCAUAACCAUUAAUUUCUGCAAUUUUAGGCCCAAUUCUCUCCAAUUUGCCUCAUAACUAGUUGCCCAAACCCUUCUGUAAUGCAGGCUGUCAGAAUGCUGACAAACCCACUAAUGAGGACCUGCUGGCUCAUUCUAUGUUUUUGAGUUCAUUAUUAUAAUUAAGCUUUCAUAAUUUUCGGCCUUCAUAGUCAAUGCAGGCAAUUUACUUAUGACCAAUUUUCAGUUUCAUUUUAUCUAUAUUCAGACUUUUACCCAUUUAAACCUGCAUCUUUAAAAUUAAAGAAAUGUCAGGGUUUUUUUUUGUUUUGUUUUUUUUACAAUUCUUGUAAAUGGUUAUAACAUAUCCUUACAUUUUAUUUGACAUUGAGAAAUAAUUAAAUGCAUUUGCAAUACCUUAAUCAUGAACAGGAAUCAUUAAAAAAAUUAUGGCAUUUGCAUAUGCCAAUCUUAAGUUAUGUGGCACAUAUUCACAUUUUAGUCACAUAAGUGAAGAGUCUGAAGUAUGAAUUCACCUAUAAAACAAUGUAUGCGGUAAACAGGUGAAACAAGUGAUUUAAAAAUAAAAAAUUCACCUGAAAACCCUUUCACAUGUAAA
Molecule: messenger RNA, 2285 nt
Organism: Ctenopharyngodon idella (grass carp)
Lineage: Eukaryota; Metazoa; Chordata; Actinopteri; Cypriniformes; Xenocyprididae
Product: deoxynucleoside kinase
Exons: 7
Coding region: 208-1002 (264 amino acids)
Biological process (GO): nucleobase-containing compound metabolic process
Cellular component (GO): cytoplasm; mitochondrion
Molecular function (GO): ATP binding; deoxyguanosine kinase activity
Source: RefSeq, a predicted model, not a curated record